Messenger RNA from Canariomyces notabilis, 738 nucleotides. RefSeq names its product HET-domain-containing protein. NCBI's taxonomy places the organism in Eukaryota, Fungi, Ascomycota, Sordariomycetes, Sordariales, Chaetomiaceae. The record is from RefSeq and is a predicted model, not a curated record. The annotation marks the transcript as partial. The transcript has a single exon.
AUGCACUGGCACGACCCAACCUGUCCCCGGUUGGACGGAGUUUGCGCCAACAAUCUCAUCAGCUGCAUAAGAUGCGGCUCCUCCAAGCUUCUUGUCAGCGAGGACUCCAAGAGCCUGCCAGGAGUGUUAGGACCCGGAAGCAUUUAUUCGCCAAUCAGCCAACAUACAGAGAUAAGACUCCUGGUGGUUCAUCCAGGGGAAUUUCCCGAGCCGGUUAGAUGCGACAUGGUUACCAGAGCCGUGGGGAAGGCUAUGUAUGACUAUGAGGCAAUAUCGUACACUUGGGCCGACGAGACCGGUGACAAGACCCAAAGCGGUCUGAUUUUCGUGAACUCUACCCCCAUACCUGUUACCCGAAACUGUGAGAUGGCAUUACGGCGAGUACGUUGGCGGUCGUACGAGAGGCGCAUCUGGAUUGAUGCUGUGUGUAUCGACCAGACCAAUAUCGACGAGCGUGGCCACCAGGUUCGCCUCGUGCCCGAGAUCUACGCAAGGGCGAAAAGAGUCCUCAUAUAUAUUGGCGAAGCAGCGGACCAAAGCUCUUCUGCUUUGCAGUUCAUCGCAAAUGGUGGUUUCGGGAACACUCCAACCCAAGCCGAUUUGGAAGUUGCGAAGAAAGCUCUGGACCGUUUGUUGUCCAGGAGGUACUUUUCCCGAAUUUGGGUUCUCCAGGAGAUUGCCCUGGCAAGGGAAUCGAAGUUGAUAUGCGGAGACACUACCAUUACAUGGCAGUUGCUU